Apis mellifera (honey bee) is the source of this 5240-nucleotide messenger RNA. Its product is annotated as homeobox protein PKNOX2. Bases 425 to 1882 code for a protein of 485 amino acids. The transcript has 8 exons. Lineage: Eukaryota; Metazoa; Arthropoda; Insecta; Hymenoptera; Apidae. Gene Ontology annotation, molecular function: DNA-binding transcription factor activity, RNA polymerase II-specific; RNA polymerase II cis-regulatory region sequence-specific DNA binding. Gene Ontology annotation, biological process: regulation of transcription by RNA polymerase II. The record is from RefSeq and is a predicted model, not a curated record.
GACGUCAUAAAAGACGUGUCAGUGGAAGGAGUAGACAGGAUUGUGGAGGAGCAUGUUGAAAAAUGUCCGAUUACUUUAAUUUAUUGUACGGCGUGAAUAGUAGUAAACAGAAGGAUUUGUGUUGACGCGCAUGUGAUCGUUGGAUCGGCAUCGAUAUACGUUUAUCAUCGAGCCAGGAAGUAUCACGUGGACGAAAAGGAAAUUAGUUUUCGACUAGUCAGACACGCCGACCGAAAUAUCUUCGAAAAAUAAAAGUGGUGGACGGUGUUGUUUUGUUCCUGCAAGUUUUAUCUGGGCGAGAUUUUUUUGCACGUAUAAUUUUCUAAAUUACCGGAAGAAUUGAAAAUAAAUCAAAGAACAUUCAAAUAUAAGAGACUUCGGAGGAGCUGAGCAACGAUGGAAGCUGCUAGACAGGAAUGAUAGAAUGCAAGAGGGUAGCACCGCCGUGGCGCUAGCAAUGGUGACUCCUGGCUACGAUCAGGACCCUGCAAGUGGGGUUGCCGAUUACACAACUCAUCAAGAUCAGGCUCAAUUCGAAGCAGACAAGAGGGCAGUGUACAAACAUCCCCUCUUUCCAUUGCUCGCGUUACUUUUCGAAAGAUGCGAACAAGCUACUCAGAGCUCGGACAACUCAACGUCCGAAAGUUUCAACAUGGACAUACAGGCCUUCGUCCAACACCAAGAAAGAGACCGAAAGCCAUUUCUGAUCAAUGACCCAGAAAUUGACGGUUUAAUGAUCAAGGCGAUACAGGUGCUACGAAUUCAUCUACUCGAACUGGAAAAAGUGCAGGAACUGUGCAAGGACUUUUGCAACAGAUACAUCACAUGCCUGAAGGGCAAGAUGCAAAGCGAGAAUCUGCUGCGCAGCGAUUACAGUCACCAUGGACACGAUAUGGGUCCAUCGAGUGGCAGCAACGGGAGCAGUCCUUUGCAGGUGCUGUCUUCUACAGGCAAUGAUGUUGAGUCGGGAGCUAACGGAUUCAGAGUGAGCAGAGGUGAUAUCCUGUCGGAGAACGGUGGUGCGAGUCAGUUGGCUGCGCAAGAGGAAACCGGUAACGACAGGCCGUCGUCGGUGCGAUCAUCUUCCACUGCUCAACGCUCAAACAGAUCCUCCAGUCAAGACCAUGACGAUCCUCUAUCACCUUCUACGGUACAUGGAAGUACACCCCUUUCGCAGAUCGGUGCUCAUUCCUGUGCGCCAGUCAACGAUAUGUAUCUUGGUCAAGAUGAUAUGGACUAUGUGAAUAUUGGCGACAGAAUAUAUUUAGAAGAGGCUGGCUAUUGGGGCCUUCUUGCUUUACAAGAGCGUGAAAAUGAAUACGUCGAUGUCGGAGAUGCGAAUGAUGAAAAGUAUUUUGAUAUCACUGUGGCGGGUUCUCCUUCACCUGCACCAAGCGAAGACGAAGACGAAGUGUGUGGCACUGGUACUGCUAUUUCCAAUCACAGUAGUAGUCACGGAGGUAAUCAUAGUAGCGUUAAAAAGGGAAGACAAAAACGAGGUGUCUUACCUAAACAAGCUACGAGCAUUAUGCGAACUUGGCUUUUUGAACAUUUAGUUCACCCAUAUCCCACGGAGGAUGAGAAACGUCAAAUUGCAAGUCAAACGAACUUAACGUUAUUACAAGUUAAUAACUGGUUCAUCAAUGCUCGUCGACGAAUUCUUCAGCCGAUGCUGGAUGGUGCCGGGGCGGAUUCGGUGCAACGCGCUGGAAAACGUCACAAAGUAUCAAAGCACGUGGUGCAACAUCAACACGUGCAACAACAGCAAGGAGGCGGCUGGCAAUCUGAAGACUCUGGGAGCGAUUCAGGCUCCAGCGACGGUGAGGGAGGUGCCGAUAGAUCGAAAGAUGGUAAUGAUAGCGAUGAAGAUGAUCUUCACUGACCUCUGUCGAUCAUCGAUCAAUCAACCUCUUUACGGUACCUUCAAAUCCAGUUGCUCAUUACAGUAUUAAGGUAUUCGAGAAUAGAUUUCGCUUUAACUGUCAAAUACGUAAUUAUUCUCGCGAAAAUCAAGGGUAUUAUCGGUCGAGGUUAUCACGCUCUCUUAUCGGACCCGAUAGUUUCUUCGAUCUCCUUCUCUAUCCGUGGAGCAUCUUAGCGUUUUUUUAAGCGUCAUUAUCUCUACAUUAACUACGGUCCGAGAGAAAAGAUUGAAAAGAAAUAUUGUAUAAUUCGAAUUAUCAAAUAUGUUCUCCUCUUUUUUCCUUUUUCUUUUUCUCCCGCCAUAUUGUCCGCAAGAACAAUAUAUAUGAUCACGAUACGGAAAAAGAUUCAUCGAUCGAUUUAGAAAGCAAAUUUUUGAAUAUGAUGAAACUUAGGAUUGUUAUUUAAUCAGUUUUAUUUAGAAUCGUUGAUAAAUAAGCUACGUUGUAGCAGUUUUUCACCAUAAAAUAGUUUCUUUGUUUCUCGCGAUUGUUUCUUUUCAAACGAUUGUUAAUUUGCAUAAUAUAGAGUUUAGGAUGAACGAAUGAAAAUACUACGUGUGUAGUAUAAGUUAUCAUUUGUAUCAUUUAUUAAACCAUAGAUCUACGACUAUUUGUUGAACAUCGUUUAAUUAAUUAAAGCGUGGUUCUUAUAUAUAUAUCGAUAAUUUGUAGGAACAAAUUAUUAUUUUUUCGAAAAGAACAUUGAAUAUUUACACUAAGAGAGAUUGUUAGAGGUCGUAACAAACAUAUUUACCUGUAAUAUGUACAUUCUUUUCAUAUGGUGUAGAGUAUGAACAAAACGUUUCAACACUCAACGUUUAAAUGAUAAAAAAAAAAGAAGAAAAAGUUAAAUCUAAGGUGACGACAAAAAACUCAACAUUAAUGUUUAUAUAUUUUUAUAUCAAGACUUUAUUUCUUUCGAAAUGCGUUUUCUUGACUUUACAGCAAAACGUCUUUCAAUGUUUAACAAUAAUAAAAAAAAAAACAGAACAAGAGCAGUGCAUGAUUACAAACCAUGAUUUCUACGAAAAAAAAAAAAAAAAAAAAAAAAAAAAGAAACGAAAAUAACAAUUUUUAUUAAUUACAUUUAUUUUAUAAAUUCUGGACGGAUUUAUGAAUUAUGGAAGACUAAUAGUUAUAUAAUUUUAAGUAAAAAAAAACAAAAAAAAAAAACGAAGAUCAUCGUCUGACUAUUUAUUGGUUCAAUAGAGCCUCAUAUAUAGUUAACUUAACUUUCGAAUAGUUCUGACAGAAAUAAAAAAAAAAAUAUUUCUGUAUAUACUUAGUACUUUCUAUAUAGCGUAUAUCGAAAUCGUCCAUAUGAGACUAUGUAUAAUAUAGAAAUCUUAAUAAUAAUAACGGCAAUGAACGGUCGUUCUCAACCCUUCCUAAAAUAAUUAAAAUAAGCUAUGAUGAUAUUAUGCUAUUACAUUUAAAAUAGACGAGAUAUGUUUUUCUGAUCGAUCGCCAACUAACGAAAAAGUGAAAGAAAAAUUUAACUCUCUAAAAAAAAAAAAAAAAAAAAAUCAUGAUGAAUUAAUAGAUGAUUAUGAUGAUCGGUCAAUAAGACGGUAACAAUCUCGGUCUUGUACUCUUCGUGCCAUUAAAGAGCGUGGUAACUUCCGCGUUUAGUCUUUGUUCAGCUCUGCAGUGUCGUGACAUAGCGAAGUGCUAUCCCUCCAAGAUAAUAAUAAUAAUAAUAAUAAUAAAUAAUAAAUAAUAAUAAUUAAUAAUAAUAAUAAUAACAAUAAUAUUAUUAUUAAUAAUAAUACUAUUACGACUAAUAACGAUAACAACAACAAUGAUAAUAUAAUGCUACUUUAAAUAUAUGAUGAUUAUAUUUUUAAACUCUAAGUGUCGUCUUUAAAAAAAAAAAAAAAAAAUAAUGCGUGUAUCGCAGUUGAACAAAUGUGGUACUGCUGUACAUAUACAAUAUACAAGAACUAUUAGAGAUAAAGGGAAAUAACAUUAGUGCGAUUGUCCAAGAAGAAAACAAGAGGAAAAAAAUGAAGAAGAAUAUGAUUAUAAUAAUAAUAAUACUCUCUUACAACAACAAGAGAAAAAAAAAGUCUAAAGUCUAUCCUCGACACAUGCCAUCUUAGGGAUAGUAAGUGUUCAUACAUUCGCUGUCUGCAUAUGAUUGGUUGCGUUUUACUGACAGUGUCCUCCAGAUCGCGAGUGCUGAAUACUUAGCAAGAUGUAAUUUUUAAUUAAUUAAAAAAAGAAAAAAAAUCAAUGGAAAUUGUUUUAAAUUUCAUGAUGAUUAAUCAUGUAUAUAUAUAUAUGCUCUUCCUAUAUACUUGUCUUCGAUUGUUCUUUAAUUAUUUCCAAGCGUUCCGUCCAUCACAUUUUCAACAUUGUUCAAAUAUGCUUCUCAGAUCUUUGACUGCCUUCGAAGUGCUAUUCUAAAAAGAAGAAGAAAAAGAAAAAAAAAAAAAAGAAACAAGCAUUUUUUAAAUAAUCAUUUAAACAUCAUAUAGAAAUGUAAUUGCCUGAAGAAAACGAUUAACAAUAAUUUUCACCGUUUCUUUUACCGUUCUUUCAAUCUAUUUAAAAAUGAUCGUAUAUUGUGUAUUUUAUUUUUUACAGCCGCAAUGGAAAUUAUUUCUGUGUAUACAAUUAUAUUUUACAGAUUUAUAAAAUGUGUUUAAGAUGAAAUCGAUAAGCGUAAUAAUUCGAGAAUUUAAAAAAAAAAAAAAAAAAAGAAAAUAUUAUUCGUUUCCAAUGAAUUCAAGAUUUUUUUAAAUAAACUAUACCGAUAUUAAUGUUAGUAUACAGCACUCUCUUGAUUUCUAACGUGGCCACACGUAUCUAGAAAUUUAUAAUCUAUAGUCAUACGGCUAAUAAAUGAGAACGCUAAUCCAUUGAUUGAAACAAUUAGAGAAUUGUCCGCAUACGUAGUCGAUUUUUGAUCAUUGUUCUCUUGUUAAAAAAGAAGAUAUAACAAAAUGAUAAAAUUAAAUUUUACGGAUGCAAUGAUGAGAAAAUAGCAAAAUAUAUACUUACUCGCAAAUAAAUAUAAAAAUUUAAACGAUUUUUGAUCUGUUGAGAAGAAAAAAAAAAAAGUUAUAAGUUCUACCUACAUUUAAAUCAGAUUUAUUUUGCUAUUAAUUGGAAUUUAUUAUAUUUAUCCCGAAAUGUAAUUGAUGUACAUAGCCGAACAGGCACAAGGUGCUUCCAUUAGUAGCUUACAAGCUUUUUCUGAGCAUUGUACGAUACAAACCGAUUUCUACUCGAAUAGUUGAAACUGCUUGAAACUGUUAAAAAAAAAAAAAAGAAACUUUUAGAGGAAAGAAACAAGUUGAUCGAGGCUUA